Messenger RNA from Ostrea edulis (European flat oyster), 1279 nucleotides. Its product is annotated as voltage-dependent calcium channel gamma-5 subunit-like. The record is from RefSeq and is a predicted model, not a curated record. The transcript has 4 exons. Lineage: Eukaryota; Metazoa; Mollusca; Bivalvia; Ostreida; Ostreidae. Gene Ontology annotation, biological process: neurotransmitter receptor transport, postsynaptic endosome to lysosome; postsynaptic neurotransmitter receptor diffusion trapping; positive regulation of synaptic transmission, glutamatergic. Gene Ontology annotation, molecular function: channel regulator activity; voltage-gated calcium channel activity. The coding region runs from base 291 to 1025 and encodes 244 amino acids. Gene Ontology annotation, cellular component: AMPA glutamate receptor complex; postsynaptic density membrane.
AUCAUCUCAAACAAAUUCCCAUAUAAGUGUACUGUGGAGUGUAAUGCUCCAUUAUCCAGCCUAUACACGAUACAGUAACUGCUUUAUCAAUAGAGGCUUAGGGAUUGUACCCUCAAAGAACUGUUCGCUGCAAACAAUGUCAGUGACGUAUUCAAAUAUACAAAGUGAAACUUGAGGAAACAAAGAAAAAUUUCGUGGGAUGUAAAUGAACAAAAAAUGUAUUUCAAGACCGAAGCAGUACCGAGAACACAUGUGAGAAUUUUGUGUAAACUUACACCAGACCUUUGACAAUGUAUUGUGGUGCAAAGGCGCUCACGCUGAGCUCAUUUGUUCUGGGAGCGAUUUCCAUCGGUACGUUGUCGCUGUCUGUCGCAACCGACUCCUGGCUAUUUACAGAGGAGGACAUGGACUGUGUGAUUGAAAACAUCACUGUAAAACUCCCUGUGAAAGUCCGGUCCGGGCUGUUCCGUUUCUGUACCAUCGGCUCUGAUGAGGAUGCAGAUGACGAUUGUGUAACUUUGAAUAUAAAUCUGAACGAGGAGCGUUUGGAGGAGCGCCUCACGUCAACAUCUAUUAUGCGCGCUAACAGGGUAUCCACAGUGUUUCCUAUCAUAUCUCUGGUCCUGUUGGUGAUUGCCACCACGCUCAGUGUCAUCGGAAACAUCAAACACGACGUCAAAACCCUCAUCUCCUCUGGGAUCCACAUCUUAUCAGGACUGAUGUUAGCUGUGGGCAUUAUUCUCUACAUAUCCGCUAUCAAUGAUGAAGUUGGACAUCGUCCAAAGCCGUCAGAGGCGGAUGACGACACCAAAAAGUUCGACUACGAGUAUGGAUGGUCAUUUUUCUUCGCUGGAACCUCAUUCCUCCUGAUUAUGACAACCGCCGUGAUUCUGGUGUCGCUGUAUUUACAACGAAACUCCAGACGUGAAGAUCUUGUCAAGAUUAUCCCCGGUCUGGGCGACAUGAUGGAUGCUGACCUCGCCGAUGACGUCUUUGCUAGUAAUAACCCCACCAUCAUUUUGUGAAAUUACGGAUCCCUUUAUCAGAGUAAACUUGCGGAGAAAUUUAUUACAUGACACAUAGCAAUAUUCGUUUCCACUGUGAUAACUUGAGAGGUUGUGUUUGAUAGAACUAUCAUCUUAACAACUGCUGAUUACUGCCCCUAUGCUCAACUUUACACAACUACAUUCAUUUCACAGAUGUGGACUAACUUAUUAUUAUAUGUCAGUGUUAUCAUAUACAUAUUGUGCAACUUAAUCAUUAAAAAAUUUCUACAUUA